Molecule: messenger RNA, 736 nt
Organism: Hippocampus comes (tiger tail seahorse)
Lineage: Eukaryota; Metazoa; Chordata; Actinopteri; Syngnathiformes; Syngnathidae
Gene: psmd9
Product: proteasome 26S subunit, non-ATPase 9
Exons: 6
Coding region: 63-695 (210 amino acids)
Biological process (GO): proteasome regulatory particle assembly
Cellular component (GO): cytoplasm; nucleus
Molecular function (GO): protein binding
Source: RefSeq, a predicted model, not a curated record
CGUUCCACCUGAAUUACAAAAUCUGCCCGGACACAAUUGUGCUGCACAACUAGGAAGUCGCAAUGAAGAUGACAAACGAAAUUAGUCCAGAAACCUCCAUGGAUGAUGUUAAAAACCUUAUUAAAAAGAAAGAUGACAUCGAAGAGCAGAUUAAAGCGUACUACGAUGUCCUGGAAGACCAAGGGGUCGGACUUGAUGGUCCCUUGGUGGACGCAGAAGGCUACCCGAGAGCCGACGUCAACUUGUACCAAAUAAGAACCGCCAGACACAACAUUUCAUGCCUGCAGAACGACCACAAGGCCAUCAUGGCGGAGAUCGAGGAUGCCUUGCACAAGCUGCAUGCUCGGGAGAAAGCCAAGCGCCUGCACGACCGGACGGAAGCUUUCGAAGAGGCCAUGGAACAGCAGGACACGCUCCCGGCCGCUUUUGCGCGGGUGGAUGCAGUCACGCAGGGUUCUCCCGCCUCCGCAGCUGGCCUCAAAGUGGGAGAUGAAGUCAUUGAGUUUGGUUCAGUGAAUACUGGCAACUUCCAGAACCUCCACAACAUUGCCUCUGUUGUGCAGCACAGUGAAGGGAAGCCGCUGCGAGUGACAGUGGUACGCGGGGGUCAGAGAACCCACAUGAGCUUGACUCCGCAGCGGUGGUCUGGCCAGGGUCUGAUGGGGUGUAAGAUCGUCCCCAUGCCUCCACGUUGAGCCUCAUGAUCUUCAUGUGAAUAAAGACCUUUUCAAAUUCA